UGUUGUAAUGGGACUCUUAUUAUUAGAUUUCAUAAGUCCAAAAAAUCAAAUACUAUUUCUUUGCGUUCUUUGUAAAGUUGGGAUUGUUUCCGUGGAAUAUUAUCUUUGAUUCUCUCCUUCCUCCGGUAUCUCAAUCACACUUCUACGCGUCACUGUUAUCUCCUUCAGGUCUAUUUCAAUGUUGCAUGACCUUAUUCUUCAGUGCAAUCCAACAAUGGCAUAUUCAGGAUCAAUUCGAUUGUCUCAUGACGUUAAGCAAUAUAUUAGUAUUGGAAGCUGUAGUUUUUGUCAUAAACCGAAUCCUGGUAAUCGAUUAUGUUUUGUUGCCUUCGACCGUUUGUGCCAUGGGUUGAGAAUGGAGUCUUCACCGCGCAUCUCUUCCCGAUUAUAUAGUCAAAUUAAGCCUAUACCAUCUAGUUGUAAUGCUUUGUUGUGCCGGUCUGCUCUUGUACCGGCUGGAGGGUGUGAGGCUCCACUGAUAAAAGUGGCUACUGUUUCUUUGUCGAGGUCAUUUAAUGCUAUAUCAGGAAGACCAACUGUGCUUCAAUUGAUCCCUGCCCUUGGUAUCAUUGGCUUUGCUGUCUUUGGUCUUGAACCUCUCCUGCGCUUUUGCAGAUCUCUGUUUCUCCAAGAAUGGACUGAUAGAAGUUGGAAGAAAAGUAAUUCAUGUUAUAUAAUGACAUCUUAUUUCCAACCUUUGCUGCUGUGGACUGCCGUACUGCUCAUCUGCAGGAGUUUAGAUCCACUAGUCCAGCAAUCAAAAACCAGUUCAGUUAUAAAACAACGGCUGCCGAGUUUUAUCAGAUCUUUUUCAACUGUGUUUACAUUUGCUUACUGUUCUUCAAGCUUUGUUCGACAAGCACAAAAAUUAUGUAUGGAGACAAAUGGCUCCAGUGUAGAACGAAAUAUGAGCAUUGAUCUUAUCGGGAAAGCUGUAUAUACCGCAAUAUGGGUUGCUGCCGUGUCAUUGUUCAUGGAGUUGCUGGGUCUCUCCACUCAGAAGUGGUUGACUGCUGGUGGUAUGGGUACAGUGUUGCUUUCGCUUGCGGGUCGUGAGAUAUUCACGAACUUCCUUUCAAGUUUGAUGAUUCAUGCAACUCGGCCAUUUGUUGUGAAUGAGCGGAUUAAAACAAAGAUAAAAGGAUACGAGGUUUCUGGUAGAGUUGAGCAUGUAGGCUGGUGGUCACCAACAGUAGUUAGAGGUGCUGAUUGUGAAGCAGUUCACAUUCCUAAUCACAAGUUGAGUGUAAAUGUUGUAAGGAAUCUUAGUAAGAAAACUCAUUGGCGCAUCAAAACUCACCUUGCUAUCAGUCACUUGGAUCUUAACAAUAUUAGCAGCAUCAUAGCUGAUAUGCGCAAGGUUUUGGCCAAAUAUCCUCUAGUAGAGCAAAGAAAAUUGCACAGAAGGGUUUUCCUGGAGGAUGUCAAUCCAGAAAAUCAAGCUCUCAUGAUACUAGUAUCUUGCUUUGUUAAAACAUCACAUUCUGAAGAGUACCUCCGUGUUAAGGAGGCCAUUCUGUUGGAUCUUCUAAGAGUCGUCAGUCAUCAUGGAGCUCGGCUAGCCACACCCAUCCGCACAAUUCAGAAGAUGUACAGUGAUUCUGAUUUAGAAAUUGAUCCAUUUGACAGUGCCAUUUUCACUCGUUCUAGAGCAAAGGGAAACCACUCUGUCCCAUUCAUAGACGAUGGUGAAAAAAUUGCAGCGACAUGGACUCCCUCUUCCAGUGUAAAGUCCCAGGAUAAGUUUAAGUCAUCAUCUCAAGCCAAGCCGCAGAAUGUCGGUUCUGAUAAUUUUGUCCAGAAGGCCUCUAAAUCGAGAACAGCACCCAAAACUUUGUCAUCAUCCAAGGGAACUUCGCCUUCAAAGAAAGAUGAAGAAAAAUGAUCCAGCUAUCUUUUUUUAUAGCCGGACAUUAUGUAUUGUAUAUUUGUAUUUUCCCUAACUGAUUAACCAUUAAGGGUGAUAUUGCAUUAUAUAACCCUGUAUUACACGCAACCUUAACUUGCAUUUGUAAAAGGUUGAUUUUAGCACCAGAACUAGAACUAAAACUAGCGAUCUCAACUGAUUACUCAUAUUAUGUACAUAAAUUGUGGGAUUUGUAGCAUAGAUCAUGUUCUUUAAGUAACAAUAAUUUGGCAAAAACAUGUACUUUAUUUUGGGCAUUACUCAUCCCACUCAUGAUGAGUGUGUCUUACAUGGUGUUGUGACUUAUUGAUCAAUAUUUAUAUAACUUUUCAUGUUCAGGCAGAA
Molecule: messenger RNA, 2251 nt
Organism: Lathyrus oleraceus (garden pea)
Lineage: Eukaryota; Viridiplantae; Streptophyta; Magnoliopsida; Fabales; Fabaceae
Product: mechanosensitive ion channel protein 3, chloroplastic
Exons: 14
Coding region: 179-1885 (568 amino acids)
Biological process (GO): transmembrane transport
Cellular component (GO): membrane
Source: RefSeq, a predicted model, not a curated record